UUAAAACCGCUCAGCUUUACAACUACUUCCGCUUCGCUCAGAGAGUAAGGACCUGCAGUUUCACUUUAUAGACUGAGCUUCAGCCUUCAAACCAGCGCGAAGCUCUACUCUAACUCGUCCAGGUCGUGUUUAAGCCUCUGUAUCGCGUCGUGAUCGGAAAUAUGACUUUGAGUUUGAUGAGAAGAACAGCUACGGUGAGUCUCCUCGGCGCGCACACGGCGCUCGCGCCCGCGCCCGCACUCAAAGCGCGGACCGAGGACGAGCUCGACGGGUGCGCGGAUGAAACGGACGCCGCGAUGAAGCCGUUCAGACCGGGAACGAACGGCCUGAAAGGACUGCAUCUGGACGGACGCUAUGUGUCCGCGGCGGACGGGUCUCUCCCGAACACACCGGACCCGCAGGAGUUCGGUUCCGCCGAGCUGGGUCGCGACACGAGGCGGCUUUUACUGGAUUUCUAUCGCACGCACACGGGACUGUGUCCGCGGGACCGGAAGCAGCAUCACGCGUUACCGACAAUGACUCGCGUUGUCGCGGACAUUCUCCUAAAGCACGAGAUCGCGUACAAAGGAAUGUUGCAGCGUCUGCAGCUGGACUCUCAACCGGACGACAUGAGCUUCAUCAGCUGUAUAGCCAAGACCAUGUUCAAGGACCACACCACGAACUGGGGCCGGAUCGUGAGUCUGGUGGCGUUCGGAGCCGUGGUGUGCACGCAUCUGAAGGAGCUGCAGAGAGAGCGGUGUGUGGAGACGGUGGCCGAGCAGAUCUCCUCCUAUCUGAUCUCAGAACAGCACGACUGGCUGCUCAACAACAAGAGCUGGCAUGGAUUUGUGGAGUUUUUCCGCGUGGAGGACGUGGAGUCUGUGGUUCGUAAUGCUUUGAUGGCUGUAGUCGGAUGCGCUGGGAUCGGCGCUGGUCUCGCUUUCCUGAUCCGGUGAAACUCCACGAGCGUAUCGCUCUUGUGACCGCCACAGACGCUGAAGCACACAUUAGUGUGUCGUUUGGUGUCCAACUCCUGCUGCACUCCGCUGGACUCGGCUUUUCAGCCACACAUGCACUAUGACCAUCCCAGCAUGCACAGCACCAGAGAUUGGGCUCGCCAUGAUCCAAUGACCAGAGAGAUUAUAAUUAUUUUUCUAAUAAAAAGUGUUCAGUAA
Messenger RNA from Cyprinus carpio (common carp), 1154 nucleotides. Its product is annotated as induced myeloid leukemia cell differentiation protein Mcl-1 homolog. Gene Ontology annotation, cellular component: mitochondrial outer membrane. Lineage: Eukaryota; Metazoa; Chordata; Actinopteri; Cypriniformes; Cyprinidae. The transcript has 3 exons. Gene Ontology annotation, molecular function: protein heterodimerization activity; protein homodimerization activity; channel activity. Bases 162 to 935 code for a protein of 257 amino acids. Gene Ontology annotation, biological process: release of cytochrome c from mitochondria; mitochondrial fusion; intrinsic apoptotic signaling pathway in response to DNA damage. The record is from RefSeq and is a predicted model, not a curated record.